AUGGUAUACGAUGUUGAAGCUAUAGCUGUAGGUACAGAAAAAUCUCUUGAGGAAUGUAACAAAACAUGCAAACGUAAUAGAUUGCGCGAUUCAGACACGGGAAUUAAACAAAAAACAAAUGCCUUGUCACCUAAAUUACCGGUGAAUCCGCCACCAGGGGCGUCAGCCUGCGAAAUUGACAGUGAUGGUCUGGCCAUAAUACCUCACCGUGAUUCUGAAAUGCUUCUUUUGUUUCUUAUCCAUUUCCUGCUGUUCUGUAUAAACAGUGUGCCUGGCCAACAAAUGUGUGGAGUAGGAUGUAAAUGUAACACGUAUGGUUUCUGUUCCGCCUGCGAGGAUGGAUAUUAUUUGAAAGGAUUGAAUUGUAUAAGAUGCUCAGAAAAUUGCGUUAAAUGCUCAUCGCACCAAACUUGUUUAAGAUGUGUCAUCGGAAAUUAUCUUUACAGGUAUAGUAUCGAUUGGGAUGUAUGUUAUCCGUGCUCCGAAGGGUGUUACAAAUGUUUAUCUAGAGAAAUAUGUUUAGAAUGUGACACGGGAUAUUUCAAGAGCGGUAAUUCAUGCAGAAAAUGUUCAUCCCAAUGUAAAAGAUGCACAGCAGAUAAUAAUUGCCUUGAAUGUAAUGUCGGCUUUCAUCAGAAUGGUACCUUGUGCUUCAGAUGUCCAGAAGGAUAUUUUGAGACCGGUGAUUCUUGCACACUUUGCCCAAACAACUGUGCUUCUUGCACUUUUUCUAAUGAAUGCACGAAAUGUAAGCAAGGGUACUUCGGCAUUACUUGUACACAGAAGUGCUCUCCUGGAUGCGUUGGAAACGUUUGCGAUCAAGACAUUGGUUACUGUACUUGUCAAGGUAACUUUACGGGAAAUGCAUGCGAUCUAUGUACUCCGGGUACAUUUGGUCCCACUUGUACUCGUGACUGCCCUAAUGGUAAUUGCUCUAAAUGUAAGCCAUAUUUUAAGUUGCCAGACUGUAUAAAAUGUGUGGAUGGCAGAUGGGGAAAGAACUGCAGCAGAGAUUGUCCAGACAGAUGUCUUUCCUGUUUAUCCAGUACAGAGUGCACAAAGUGCCAAAAUGGAUAUCAUGGCAAGCAAUGUGAAAUGAAAUGCUCUGAUGGAUGCUCGUUGUUAUCGUGUGAACAAGCAACAGGGGUCUGCUCUCAAAGUUGUAAAAAUAACUUUGCUGGUAAAUAUUGUGAUCUUUGUAAAAAAGAAAUGUAUGGACACGAUUGCAGCUUAUUAUGUCCAAUGAAUUGUAAGGGUCACGUAUGUAAUAAAAUGGAUGGAAGCUGUUCGGAAGGGUGCAAUCCUAAGUUUCAUGGGACUCACUGCAGUGGUUCAUGUCCGGCCAACUGCAAAACAUGUAUAUCAAAUACAGUGUGUCAGUCAUGUGAAGACGGACAUUGGGGAGAGCGUUGUCAGACAAAAUGUCCUGAUGGGUGUUUGGAUAGCACAUGUCGGUUGAAUGGAACUUGUAGUGCAUGUAUUCCUGGCUACUAUGGUGAUUAUUGUAAUAUAGAAUGCCCAAACAACUGCAAAGACUCUUUGUGCAAUAUGACAGGUUAUUGCAACGAUUGUCAGGCAGGUUAUUUUAAUGCCUUUUGUUCUGAACUUUGCUCUCCGAAUUGUUUAUCAGGUGAGUGCUUGAGGAAUGGAAGUUGUUAUUCCUGUCCAUCCGGGCUUUAUGGGACGAGGUGUGACGGAGCUUGCCAUGAGAAUUGUCAGUCUUGUACAGAUAAUAUGUCGUGCAAGUCAUGUUUCAAUGGUUUUUAUGGUCAGUUUUGCCAAGACAAAUGUAGUUACUGUAAAACAGGAACAGACUGUAACAUUGGUACUGGUUAUUGUGAAUUUUGUGACGAUGGUUUGUACGGCAACAAAUGCCAGUCAAAAUGUGAUACAAAAUGUCAAACUUGUAAUAGUUCUAGUGGUCGAAUUAAUGAAUGUUUAACGUGCAAAAUAGGUAGUUACGGACGAAAUGAAAGCAGUGGGUUUUAUCACUGCAGUAUACGGUGCUCUAGAAAUUGUAUGAAUACAACAUGUAAUGCUGACUAUGGCACAUGUGAACACGGCUGCAAACGAGGCUACUUGGGAGGACAGUGCGAGUUGGAAUGUCCCAAAAAUUGUCUUCACAGCGACUGUCACAGCUAUAAUGGAACUUGUAGGCAAGGGUGCUUAGCUGGUUUUAAUGGAGAUAAAUGCGACUGUCCAGUUAACUGUAUAUGUAAUUUAGAUGGCACUUGUGCCAAGUGUAAGGCUGGUUUUGGAAAUGUAGCUAAGAACUGCACAUGUACAUCGAAAGUAUGUAACAAUGUAAAACAAUGCUCAUCAUGCUUUAACUCAACGUAUUACGUACAAAGCAACUCAUGUUGUGAGUGUAAUAGCAAUUGCCGACAAAAUGAAUGUUUCUCUGAAUUUCACUGCAGACAUGGGUGUAAAGCUGGAUUUUACGGAUCCGCUUGUCUUUCUAAAUGCAGUACAAAAGAUGACAUGUGCACUGACUGCACAACAAACACUGAUGGAGAGUACGGCGGAUGUAUCUCUUGUAUACAGGGCUAUUUUCUAGACCAGCAUUCAAAUACAGCCAGCAAGCAUUGUAUAGAAUGCACAAAGACAUGCACUGAUGGGAAAUGUGAUGUUAGAACAGGUGUUUGCCUUAUUGGGUGUGUAAAUGGUACAUGGGGUGAUCGAUGCGAGAAGCAAUGCUUUGAAACAUGUUCGGUGUGUCAUCGGGGAACUGGAGCCUGUAUGAAAUGUGAAAGUAACACAUUGUUAGGACCACUUUGUGACCAAGAAUGUAAUAAUAAAUGUAAAGAUCACGACUGUGAUUUUGCGACGGGAAAAUGUAGCGUAGGAUGCGUGGUUGGCUUCUACGGAGAAGAUUGCAGUUAUUCAUGCAGCGAUAAUUGUCGCAACAGAACAUGCGAUAGAGAGACGGGAUCGUGUGACCAUGGAUGUCUAGAAGGUUUUGAAGGGGCCAUGUGUUCACAGGAAAAAACAAUCGAGAAUAACUCUAGUACAACAAAACAACUUGGUUCUGUAAUACUGCUUGUAUCCGUGGUAAUACUGACCAUUAGUGUAGUUCUGGUAGCUGUCAUACUGCUUAAAAGACAAAACCCCAAGCGAGAACGUGUAGUCAGUGGGAGGUUUGGUGAUGUUGUGACAUACAGACAAGUUAGAAGUACGUGUGACCGUUCGGAGGACAACUCUUUAGGCAUUGUCCCCAUAAAGAGAAAUAACAAACAGAAACAAACGCUAUCGGAAAACAAGAAACAUAAUGCAGCCUGUCCAGAAAGCUCAGCAUCCAACGUUGAUAACCAUCCAAAACACUGUCUGUCCGAAAGCACUGCUGAAUAUGCCACAAUCGAGAGGAAACAUGUAGAUACGAUGUUCCAAGAAGGCGCAGCAGAAUGUUCUGAAACAUUUGACGAUCGUAUAUACUUCAAUGCAGAUGAAGUUAUGAAAAGAAAAAUACCGCUAGAUCAACUUAGAGAGUUUGUAAAAAACAAAACUAUAGACAAUUAUGUUGAAGAAUUUAAGGAAUUACCGUCAGGACUUAUUAAGCCGCAUAAAGCUUCACAGAAGAGAGAGAACAUACUGAAAAACCGUUACAGAGACAUAUACCCUUAUGACAGUAAAAGGGUAAUUCUACGGGAAGGUAAAUCUGACUACAUUAACGCAAGUUACAUAGACGGUUACAUGAAACAAAGAGCAUACAUUGCUUCGAUGGGACCGACAAUCAAACAAAUGGGUGCUGAUUUUGAUGUAUUCUGGAACAUGGUCUGGCAGGAGAGAGUAGGCAAAAUUGUUAUGCUGACCAAUCUUAGAGAGUCUGGGGUACAGAAAUGUGAUAAAUAUUGGCCUGAUGAAGGAUGUUGUAACAAGUAUGGAAACGUGAAGGUCAUGUGUCAGGUUGAAGAGACCAAUGCUAAUUAUACAGCCAGGAUCUUCACAAUGGAGAAAACAGAGAGAAGGACGCUAUAUCAGAUGCAUUUUACAGCCUGGCCGGACAAAAGUACACCAAAACAAGUUUCCAGUUUAACAGACUUCUGGGAGAAAGUAAAAAGCAUAAGCACAACAGAAGAUGGACCUAUAAUUGUUCACUGCAGUGCAGGGGUUGGCCGAACGGGAACUUAUAUAGCACUGGACAUAUUAGCCAAUGAAGGAGUGUCUGAGGGUCACGUGGAUGUUUUUGCAUGUGUCAGAAACCUGAGGGAAGAACGCGUCUGCUUGGUACAGACAGUGGGACAAUAUCGAUUCCUCCAUGAGGCUUUGUUACAGAUUCUAUCCCCUGAUAACACCCAUGUAUGAUAAACCACACCCGGUUAAGCAAGAAGUGCAAACAUCACAUACCUGUUAUGAAUGAUAAUGGAGCUUUCAACAGUCACCAGCGAUAAAAUUGGAAAUUAUCAUAUAGUGCAGCGUGUUAAAAUGACGGCACGUUCAGUAUGCUAGGCUGAUGAAACAUUCUUUACCAAAUAAACGCUAAAUGUUUGAGUAACUGCUAUGUGAAUGUAUCUUAUGUUCUUUAAAUCAGCCGCUAUUAAUUCGCGAAUCUCCUUGUAUAUAUUUUUGCAGAAUUUUAUAAUAAUUACCUAGCAUGAGGCACAAGGGCUGAAAUUGAUAAAAAGGCUGUUAUUAAUGUAUACAGUAUAUGAAUAGAAAGCAAGAAUAAGUACAGACAAUCGUUGCAGAAUUUCAUGCAGUAAGUUAACACAUACACUUAAAUAAUUCUGUGACACUGGUUUGAUAUUGGGAUGAUAAUGUAACCUGUGUAGUCCAGCCAAGUUUGAGAGUGCGCUUAUAUUCCACAAAGUGUAUAUAUAUCCCGACUACAAUGAAUUGAAUUCAAUGGCAAAUUCUAAAAAGGAGGGGGGGGGGGGGUAAAAUAUAAGGAUAUGCUUGUACUGCAAUGUUAUAAAGCUAAUUUUUAAAGUUAUGAGUGUUUGCUUUAGGUAUAAGAGGUCCCGAGUUUUAUGUUCAGCUCGUGGGUCUGCUCUACAUGUAUCAUAAUAAGCGUUAUUGAUAUUUGAUAGAACUGUAAUAAUAACGUAAUUCAUUUGCAUGCACAAUUUUUGUACAAAGUUAAAAGCUGUUAUAACUUUAUGUUUUCAUGAAAUUUCACGCUAACAUUACGAGAGCGCAAAGCAAGCACAUGUGAAAUGCAGACAGAUGGCGUCUCUUUGCUUUAUGCCGUCGAUUUGUUCUUGCUUGUAUUAUCAGGUAUAAAAUUAAGUAAGUAAGUAAGUAAAAGAGCAAAUUGUUUGUUUCAUAUAUUUAAGAUGCAUAUAACUGAAAAGAUGAAGAGGUAUUACAUAAUGUGGAACAUCCAUAUAUAGGCAAUAAAUAUGCUUCAGAGGAAAGGACAAAUUUUGGUAAUUAAUUAAUGUCUAAAGUAUGUCUACUCACCAGUUUCUUAAUAGUUUGCAUAUACAAUGUUUUCAUGUUUGGAAUUUUGUACUGAUUUUCCUUAUUUGACGUUUGAAAAAGGAGUUGAACCGGUUCGUAUGCUACUUAUAAUUAAUUGCCGUCUUCAUUAUAUAUGUUCCUCAGUUUCUGAAUGUACAUGACUUCCAACAAUGAAGUUUCGGUCUUUGUAUUCAUCUCAAAAUAUAAAAAAAUGCAGUCAUCACAUAUUUCAAGAACAAUAUUCUUGACGUGUACAUGUAAUUGUUUUCAUUUUUUGAAUUUUAUUUUCCUUAUUCCGCUUUGAAAAAGGGAAUACGGAAACUGUGCAUUACUCAUUCGAAAUGACGAUUUUUACUGUUUAUUUAUCAUUUAAUUAUAUCUGAAUAUUUCUCUUUAAAAGAAUAAGAACCUUAAAAACUGCAGAGAAAUGAAAUAACAAGUAUAUAUAGGAUUAGAGAUGUUAUAAUUAUUGGAAUGCUCCUGCAGUUUUAAAAUAAAAUGUGGUGAGGCACCGUCUGCAGGCUAUAAAAUUCAGCUUUUGAACGUAAAAAGAAAGCCUGUUAUAGUGUACAGUUUAUGAAAGUGAUUAUCUGUGUAGAAAUAAGUAAAACAGAUGAGUUUAGUUAGAUGCUGGUACAGCAGAAUUCUUUAUUCUGUUGUUAAACAGAAACCUUUUAGCGUGUAUGAAACACAUUUCAUUGAUUCUAUGUCUUAUAUUGUACAAACUGACGUUGAAAAUUUCACGAUCAAGAAAAGUACUUUGCUUUAAUAAACAAAGAAAUAUCAGAACUUGUUUUACUGAUUUUAGCAUUAGCUCUUAACAUAAUAACUAGUUGACAAAAAGAAAUCCUGCUCUGACAAGAGGUUUUGUGAAUUAUGACGUUCUGCAGAAACUCAGAAUGAGACCCAUUUUGUUAUUGGUUGUAUUAUAAUUUAUAUAACGCAUAGCGCGAGAAAAUAUAUAAGACAGUUGGUAAUUAUUCACUUCUCAAAUAUGUCCUCAUAUAGCUUAUGAGUAGUGAAAAUACUGAAUGUAAUCAACCUUUUGGCAAGUUCAUGAAUGUUAUAACAUGAAGUGUGAAUUGUUUAGAAAUAUCUGUAUAACAACACAAUAAAAUGAUGUAAAUACGUGUGCUUCUGAUCUGGUCAUUACUUACUUACACUCUGUAAGAAUAUGUUUGUGCUCAGCUGAAUUUGUAUAUUUUAUUAAUGGAAAAAUUAAAACUUCUUAACUUCU
Messenger RNA from Mercenaria mercenaria, 6637 nucleotides. Its product is annotated as multiple epidermal growth factor-like domains protein 10. The coding region runs from base 1 to 4302 and encodes 1433 amino acids. The transcript is spliced from 15 exons. The record is from RefSeq and is a predicted model, not a curated record. NCBI's taxonomy places the organism in Eukaryota, Metazoa, Mollusca, Bivalvia, Venerida, Veneridae. Gene Ontology annotation, biological process: protein dephosphorylation. Gene Ontology annotation, molecular function: protein tyrosine phosphatase activity.